CCGGGGGAGCGGCUGGGGCUGGCAUUGGGCAGUGGCUUCGGCUCUUGUGCUGCUGCCGGGCCGGGAGCUGGGGUCUGGGCCGGUCGCCGCAGCUGCAGAUGCCCUACCCAAGGAUGUGGACCCUUGUGCCACUGUGGCUGGUGCUGGCUGGCGCUGUGGCCUCGCUGCGGUGCCCUGAUGGACGGGUCUGUGAAGGAUUCUCGGCCUGCUGCCAGGAGCCAGGUGGGGAUGGCUAUGCCUGCUGCCCGCUGUCUCCGGUCUUCCUGAAGUCCCUGCCUAUGAUCCAGACAGGGAUUGUGACUGAGCCCUCCAGAACAUGUCCUGAUGGUACCCAGUGCCCUGUGGAGUACACCUGCCUGCGCACCUCGGCUGGCUCCUCUUCCUGCUGCCCCUUGUCAGAGGCUGUCUCCUGUGCUGAUGGGCAUCACUGCUGCCCCCAAGGCUCCCACUGCAGCGCUGACAGCAAAUCCUGCUUCACGCUUCCAGAUCCUCAUGACCUGGCUGCUGUCCAGUGUCCCGACGGUGAAUCACAGUGUCCUGAUGAUUCCACGUGCUGUGUAACUGUUGAUGGCACCUGGGGGUGCUGCCCUAUGCCAGAGGCCUCCUGCUGUGUGGACAAGGUGCACUGCUGUCCUCGUGCCACUACAUGUGACCUGGCUCACUCCCGGUGCCUGUCAGCUGAUGGGGACCAGCCCAUGCGCAUGAAAUUCCCAGCCAGGAAACGGAUGCCAGGGCUCGGGGCACUAGUGUUGGCUGACAAGACCACCUGCCCAGACCAGAAGUCAAUGUGUCCAGAUGGUGCCACGUGUUGCCAGCUGCCAACUAACCAGUAUGGCUGCUGUCCUCUGCAGAAUGCUGUUUGCUGCAGCGACCACCUGCACUGCUGCCCCCAGGGCAUGACCUGUGACCUGCAGCACUCUACAUGCACUUCUGCACUGGGCCAGAUGCAGCCACUCAUGAGGCUCCCAGUAGUCUCCAGCUCAGCUCAGAAUGUGAAAUGUGACGACUUUACGAGUUGCCCAGAUGGGAACACCUGUUGCCAACUGAGCACUGGGGGCUGGGGCUGCUGUGCCUAUUCGGAGGCUGUGUGCUGCCCAGACCAUGUCCACUGUUGCCCCAAUGGCUACACAUGCAGCCUAGAGCAGGGCAGCUGCCAGGAGGGUGGUGCCACCAUCUCAUGGUUGAAGAAAACCCCAGCACAAGUGAGAGUGACUUCCACAAGCCAAGAGGUGAAAUGCGAUGACCAGACGUCCUGUCCAGAUGGAGAUACCUGCUGCAGGCUGUCGACAGGGGCCUGGGGCUGCUGUCCCUUUGCAGAGGCUGUGUGCUGCCUAGACCACAUCCACUGUUGCCCCAAGGGGUACACGUGUGACCCAGGGCAGGGCAGCUGCCAGAAGGGUGGUGCCACCAUCUCAUGGUUGAAGAAAACCCCAGCACAAGUGAGAGUGACUUCUUCCACAAGCCAAGAGGUGAAAUGCGAUGACCAGACGUCCUGUCCAGAUGGAAAUACCUGCUGCAGGCUGUCGACAGGGGCCUGGGGCUGCUGCCCUCUGCCACAGGCCAUGUGCUGCCAGGACCACAUGCACUGCUGCCCUAAGGGCUACAAGUGCAGCCCAGAGGGCAGCAGCUGUGAGCAGGGUGGCACCAGCAUCCCCUGGCUGGAGAAGACCCCAGGUCUGGUGAGAGUGGCCUCUGCAAGCCAAAAUGUGAAAUGUGAUGACGCAACGUCCUGUCCGGAUGAAAACACCUGCUGCAGGGUGGUGACGGGGGCCUGGGGCUGCUGCCCUGUUCCAGAGGCCACGUGCUGUCCAGAUCUCAUCCACUGUUGCCCCAAGGGCUCCAAGUGCGACUCAACGGGGAGCAGCUGCCUGCAAGGCAGCACCAGCAUUCCCUGGCUGGAGAAGACCCCAGCCCUGCUGAGUGUGAUGUCUGCAGACCAAAAUGUGAAAUGCGACAACCAACAGUCCUGUCCAGAUGGAAACACCUGCUGCAGGGUGCCAGGACCACAGGCACAGUGGACUUGCUGUCCCCUGCCUCAGGCUGUGUGCUGCUCGGAUGGCUUGCACUGCUGUCCUGCAGGCCACAUCUGCGACCUGGAACAUGGCAAGUGCCUGAGCAAACCGUUGAGGAUGUCUGCAGUGAGGGUGCAUGUGACCAGCGCCCCCCAGGUCCAGAAUGUGCAGUGCAAUGCAACGUUCAGCUGUGAAGAUGGGCAGACCUGCUGCAAGAAACUGUCAGGUGCCUGGGCCUGCUGCCAGCUGCCGAAUGCUGUGUGCUGCAAGGACAAGCAGCACUGCUGUCCUGCGGGCUACACCUGCAACUUGCUGGCACAGACUUGUGAGAAGCAGCAGGCAGCACUGCCUGCAGGCCUGGGCCCCUCAGCUGUGCUGCUGCCAGCCAGCCCCGAGCCCAGCAACGAUGUGGCCUGUGACAGCACGCACUUCUGCCAUGACAACCAGACCUGCUGCAAGGCGUCCACGGGUGCCUGGGCUUGCUGCCCCUACAAGAAGGGUAUCUGCUGUGAUGACAAGCGCCACUGCUGUCCCCAUGGGUACCGCUGCACCAAAAAGGGCCUUGGCUGCACCUGGCCUGGGCCCCACCGCUGGGAUGGCAGCAUCUUCUCUGCUGGCAGCCCAAAGAAGCAGAAAUUGCUGUGAAGUGCCUCUUGGGGCUCCCUGGGGACCCCCCCCUACCACCACACACACUUGUGGGCUCUGCUUUUCAGAGUUGAUGCUUUGAGGGGGGCUUUCCUCAUCCCAUGAGGCUUGUUACUCUGCCUCCACUGUCUCUGUCUCGCUCAUGGGUGUCUCCUGGUUCCUCUGUUUCCUCCCUGUUGAGCAUGGGGAGUGCUGUGACCUUCCUCCCCAUGACUCUUGCUCACUCCUUGCAGGGGAGGGAGAAAGAGAGGGUGUAACAGGCAUGGCUUAUGCCACCCUCCCACUUCUGCCCAUCUGCCCUACCUGGAACAGCAGGCACUGCCCAGAAUGAAGGGCCUUUUGCUUACUGGCCUGAGCUGCCUUAUCACCACCGUCCCUUAGCUGCUGUCCUUUCCCCACCCUGGAGCCCAAGAGCUUUGUGUUCAGCACUGACAGCAAGAGUCUUGCACUGUUGGUGCAAGCCUUGCACCCUUGUGAUUCUGUCCUGCUGCCCUCUACUGCUGCUGCCCACUCACCUCUCCCCAGGAGGGGCCCUUCCAAACACUCCUUGCUUCCCCUGGUGUGUGCCAGUUGGAGGCCAGGAGGUGGAAGUAUUCUUCCUGCUCAUGUACAGCUGGCUUGCUGUAGUACACUCUGCUGUGCUAGGAAGCCUAGCUACCCUACAGCUUUGGAGUGACCAGCUGUCACCUCUAGGGCUAACUGUGUUGACUCUCCAAGAGGUCUUGAGUAUGGCCUGGACUGCAACAGGGAUUUUCUAUCAACAGCUUCGAUCCAACUCCAUAGGUAUCUUCAGUCCCCACCACCUCAGCUCCUUCCUGCCUUUUCAGACUUGCUGUCUAUCCUCAGAACAAACUUAGCAUCUGUACGUGAGCUUGGCACAAGGAAAACGGGGGCAGGGGCAGUCUUAAAUUCUCCUCUAGAAGGGGACCUUGCAAAGCAACCUCCUGCCAUGCCGAGGAAAAGUGUAAGGCGUGGACCACCAGACACCCACCCUCGCCUUGGGAAAAGCCAGGAGAGGCUGAGGCAGGCUGACCUAAGAUGCCUUCCAU
Gavialis gangeticus (Gharial) is the source of this 3706-nucleotide messenger RNA. RefSeq names its product granulin precursor (gene GRN). The coding region runs from base 99 to 2657 and encodes 852 amino acids. The transcript has 16 exons. The record is from RefSeq and is a predicted model, not a curated record. Gene Ontology annotation, cellular component: extracellular region. Lineage: Eukaryota; Metazoa; Chordata; Crocodylia; Gavialidae.